Messenger RNA from Apus apus (common swift), 1373 nucleotides. It is a transcript of the gene CDK10, whose product is annotated as cyclin dependent kinase 10. The record is from RefSeq and is a predicted model, not a curated record. Gene Ontology annotation, biological process: regulation of mitotic cell cycle; protein phosphorylation. Gene Ontology annotation, cellular component: nucleus. The transcript is spliced from 13 exons. NCBI's taxonomy places the organism in Eukaryota, Metazoa, Chordata, Aves, Apodiformes, Apodidae. The coding region runs from base 219 to 1094 and encodes 291 amino acids. Gene Ontology annotation, molecular function: cyclin-dependent protein serine/threonine kinase activity; ATP binding.
GGGAGGGGGGCUGCGGGGACGGGGAGCUGGAGCCCCUGCGGCUGCGGCGGCUGCGGGGCGAGGGCUUCUUCGAGGUGCCCGCGGCAGACCGGCUGGGAAGGUGCCGGAGCGUGAAGGAGUUUGAGAAGCUGAAUCGGAUCGGAGAGGGCACCUACGGCAUCGUGUACCGUGCCCGGGACACCGUGACAGAUGAGACCGUGGCAUUGAAGAAGGUGCGGAUGGACAACGAGAAAGAUGGGAUGCCCAUCAGCAGCCUGCGGGAGAUCACCCUGCUCCUGGAGCUCCGGCACCCCAACAUCGUGGAGCUGAAGGAGGUGGUGGUGGGGAACCAUCUGGAGAGUAUUUUCUUGGUGAUGGGGUACUGUGAGCAGGACCUGGCCAGCCUCCUUGAGAACAUGCAGACACCUUUUUCAGAAGCUCAGGUGAAGUGCAUCAUCCUGCAAGUCCUCAAGGGCCUUCAGUACCUCCAUGAGAACUACAUCAUCCACAGGGACCUGAAGGUCUCCAACCUCCUCAUGACUGACAAAGGCUGCGUGAAGAUCGCUGACUUUGGCCUGGCUCGUACCUACGGGUUGCCACCAAAGCCCAUGACCCCCAAAGUCGUCACGCUCUGGUACCGAGCGCCUGAGCUGCUGCUGGGGAUGACGACGCAGACCACCAGCAUCGACAUGUGGGCUCUGGGCUGCAUCCUGGCCGAGCUGCUGGCCCACAAGCCGCUGCUGCCGGGCACCUCCGAGAUCCACCAGAUCGACCUCAUCGUGCAGCUCCUGGGAACGCCCAAUGAAAACAUCUGGCCGGGUUUCUCGCGGCUGCCCCUGGUCACUCAGUACACGCUGCGGAAACAGCCCUACAACAACCUCAAGCACAAGUUCCCCUGGCUGUCGGAGGCUGGGCUGCGGCUCCUCAACUUCCUCUUCAUGUACGAUCCCAAGAAACGGGCGACAGCGAAGGACUGCCUGGAGAGCUCCUACUUCAAGGAGAAGCCCCUGCCCUGCGAGCCAGAGCUCAUGCCCACCUUCCCCCACCACCGCAACAAGCGGGCGGCCGCCGGCAGCGCGGGGACCGAGAGCCAGGCCAAGCGUGGCAAGCCCUGAGCAGGGGGAGGCAGAGCAAGGGGGGCUCUGUCCCCUCCAGGGAUGGCUCCUGCAUUCAUGUCCCCUCCCCACUGCAGCGUGGGGACAGCCCGGCUGUGGCAGGGAGCACUGCUGCCCACAGCUUCAGCCCCAGAGCUGGGCAGGGGCAGGAGAGAGGAGAGAAGGGGCCAGGCCCCCCCCCCACGGCACAACAAGGAGAGGCUGGGGUACCAAGGGGGCCCCUCAACUGGCCAGGGGUCACCUCAACUUUGCUGUCAAUAAAAGCAGCCGCCAGCAGCA